Sebastes umbrosus (honeycomb rockfish) is the source of this 5362-nucleotide messenger RNA. It is a transcript of the gene syngr3a, whose product is annotated as synaptogyrin 3a. The transcript is spliced from 4 exons. Gene Ontology annotation, cellular component: synaptic vesicle membrane; neuromuscular junction. The record is from RefSeq and is a predicted model, not a curated record. Bases 114 to 812 code for a protein of 232 amino acids. NCBI's taxonomy places the organism in Eukaryota, Metazoa, Chordata, Actinopteri, Perciformes, Sebastidae.
GCAGCAGCAGCGCGUCCAUCCAUCCAUCCUGCUGCCGCCGUGGAGGAGCCGGGAGCGUGGAGCCGCGAGGAGCCACCGAGAGAGAGACAGAGACAGAGAAAGAGAGAGAGAAGAUGGACGGAGUGGGAUCGUUCGGAGCGGGCCGAGCCGGGUCCACUAUCGACCCGAUUACCUUCAUCAAACAGCCGCAGACCAUCCUCAGAGUGCUGUCCUGGAUAUUUUCCCUGGUGGUCUUUGCCUCCAUCGUGAACGAGGGCUAUGUCAACAUGGGCAGCGAGCGUCUCCACUGCGUCUUCAAUAAGAACGGAGACGCGUGCAACUACGGCGUGUUCGUGGGCCUGGUGGGCCUGCUGGCGUGCUCCUUCUUCUUCCUGCUCGACUACAAGUUCUCCUCCAUCAGCUCCGUCAAAGACAGGAAGAAGGCUAUAAUGCUUGAGAUCGGCUUCUCGGGUUUCUGGACCUUCCUGUACUUUGUCAGUUUCUGCUUCCUGGCCAAUCAGUGGUCUCGAACCACGGCUGAUGAGCUGCCACUCAACCAGGGGGCGGACGCAGCCCGGGCGGCCAUCGCCUUCUCCUUCUUCUCCAUAAUCACCUGGGCCGGACUAACAGUGCGUGCGGUCCAGAAGUAUCUGCUCGGCACAGACAUGACUCUGUUCACCACGGAGCACAUGGACGGCGGUGCGCCCACCCAGCCGUACCCCUCCAACUCACCAGGAGCAGGAGGCACCACCACCGAGACCACAGAGACCUACCAGAGCCCGCCAUUCACCGAGAACAACGCAGCACCCACAUACCAGGUUCCCAUUUACUAGAUAGCAUAGACCUGAUGGUGGAAGAGGAAUGAGAGGAAAGUGAUGUUACACCUGCAGUUAUUUAUGUGUUGAUCUGGGCUGAGUUUUCAAGAAUUGUUAAAAAAAAAAAAAAAAAAACGGCCUCUCCUUCUUUGCUCCCUCCUCUCGUUUCCUUUCCUUCCGUAACAUUCCAGCUUUAUUCUUGACCUGUAUGUUAAACUCAAAUUCCUACUUUCGCAAAUUCCUUGUCGUCGGACCAGAGCAGAUGAGAGAGAGAAAGGAAACAAAGAGGAGGAAAUGUAGAAGAGGAGGCCACCUUUGCAGUAUUUAAAACACUAUUUUGACCAAAACAAGUGAUGAAGGGAUUAACAAGUGAGUGACUCCACCACAAAGCAGUAUUAAGUAGAAAUAGUGCAGAAGGCACUCACAUACAGCACCUUCAUCGUAUUCUUUCCACUCACUGAAGUGUCAAAAUCCCCUAUCAUGCCAAACAGUACGGGGAAUGUUUUGUUUUUUAGCAACAGUACGGUCUGGUUGUUCCUCCCCCGUUUCCCUGCUGCAGUUAAAAGUGAUCAUGUGUGUUCUGCAUGUUUCCAAACUUAGAGAUCAACUAAGUGCCAUACUGUACUGUGUGUCUCAGACAGUGACUUAAUUUAGUAGAUUUCCACAUGCUGUAAAAAAAAACAAUGACAAUGUUUUGUGACUAAGUGCAAUAUCUCACAUUCUUAUGUAGGUCUGUAGGUAGGUAUGUACUGUACUGUAGGUAGGCUAUAGUUAACGUCAGAUUAGACCAAUUUUAGGCGCUGUCUCAGAUUACAUACUAGUCUUUGAAUUGUACUAAUAAAUCUCAGGCAAAUUAAAAUUGUUGGAUCUGAUUUUGAUUGAGCUUCCCUGGUGAAGUUUGCAAGAUAUGGAAAUUAUAUAUGAAUCUAACGGAAAAUAAAAUCAGCCUUGGUCAACAAGCUUUUAUAUAAUCCUUUCAAAUAUUUAUGGUCUUCCUCGAUGUGGUGGAAUCCUUCUUUUAACAUAUUUUAAAGAAAAACAGUGUCACAAUGCAAAAUAGUCCUCGAGUACAUCGUCAGGAAUCUGUGUGAUUCUGGUUCAUUAGUGUACAAGGGUCAGUUUACCACUCUUAAGAUUCAUUGGGGAAACUGUAAUCCACGGUGAAUCACUUUUCAGUCUGUUAUUUUUCUGUGCCAGGCAUGGAUGGAUUAUUGAAUGGGCCUAAGGGGCACAGGCCCAAAGGCAAAAGGGGUCAGGGGGCCUCUGGACCAGAGCCUCUGUUUGAAGUGAUUUUUAACAUUUCUUGUUGGAAAGUCAAUCCAACGACUACAAGGAGACACAAAACGACCACAAAGAAGAUGGCAAAAGAGUCUCAAAGAGACACAAAUGGCCACAAAAGAGAUGAAAAACAACCAUAAAAAUGCCGCCUUCAAAUGGGGUCGUAUUUUCCGUAUUCACGAGAAGAGUUCAUAACCACAAGCUCACGUGUUCCAUUUGAAGGCAGCAAAAGACUCAAAACAACUACAAAGAGACACAAAACAACUACAAAGAGACACAAAAUAACUACAAAGAGACACAAAAUAACUACAAAGAGACACAAAAUAACUACGAAGAGACUCAAAAUGACCACCACCAAGAGGUGGUCAUUACGUGUCUGUGCCCAGGGGCCCAUUGUCCAAUAAUCCGUCCGUGGUACCAGGGAAUGUAUGUAGUGUGUGAUUUGAGACAGCGUCCUAUGUUGUGUGUGUAAAUAGGGCGAGAGGGGAGAUUGUGGGUAAGUCAGGUCUGUUUAUGUUUACGUUUUAGAAGCUGCCAAACUGCCCUAUGUUCUUAUUGCUGUCUUCUGAUUACCACGUUACUACUACGUUGUUAAUGUCUAUAGGAUUUUAUGUAAUCACAAAGCAGGGGGGGCAACAGAUGAGCUUUUAUUCAGCGAGGGAGGUCGAGUUGCUGGAAGAUUCAGUGCAGUCUCAGGCAAAAGAAAAAUCUGUUUGUGGGAUGUUAAGGAUCGCUAGCUGGCUAAUUCAUUGAUCCUGCAAUCCUGCCAUUGAGGGAGGGAGGGGGGGGAGGGGGUUGAAUUUGUUGCCAUGGUGACAGGGACAGGGAUGGGUGGAUGUUGGUCACUAAGGGCCCUGAUGUAGAUAGUUACCAUGCCAACCAUGUCGGUGUGUAGCAGUGUCUGUGUCGUGGUUCACGUACACUCGCCAUCAGCGAAUCUGUAGUUUGUGUGUGAGUGUGUAAAGAGUGCGUCCACGUGCAACAAGUGUACAUGUGCACGUGCAUUAGCAUGCAUGAGAGAGGUGUGUGUGUGAAACUGUGUGAAUGUGUGUAGUUAAUUAAAUUGUGUGGUGCAGAAAAAGUUAUUUUCUUGAACAUGUGUUUGUCAAAGUUUUAGUGCAGAAGAGGAAAUCAGAAGUCUGUUACACCAUCUAAUCAUUUCCCCAAAAUAAAAAUAGUCUUUCUGCUACUAGUUAAGACAUAUGAAUCACAAAGUAUGAAACUAAGUUUUUUUUUUGAUGAACAGAGCCAAAUAUAAACUUCAUAUUAGAGUGAUAGAAUUGACCUGUAGAACGCCUUGCCUGCUAAUCUAACUGAUCCUUUAUAAAACAGCGCCCUCUGCUGACCAGCGAAGGUACUGCAGCCGUAGUGGGACAACUGGGGCUCUCAAGAGUUUUAAAAGUAAUCAUGAUAAUAAUGCAUGAAACUGUAUUGUAUAGAUCUCAUUAUAUAUUGAAUACUAUGUAAUUCUUAAGUUUGACAAGUUGUUUUGCAAAGUGAGAUUCGCCAGCCGUGGACAGCAUUCCUUCUUGUGUUAUAUUAAUCACAGUUUAUUGUCAGAAGUGUGACCAUGUUGCCCACAACAACUCUUUCAUUUAUUCACUCUCAACCUCAUGAUCUUGUUGGUCACACGUACACUAGUGUGUACAUAUCUCAAAGCUCCAGGGUGAAACCAUCCCAGAAUGCUGAAAACUAUAAACUGUAGUGAUGUAGUCGGGCCUUGAGAUAGUAUACAGGCUGUGUAUUCCUAUUCCAGUUAGAUAAGACACCUACUCACACAAAUCAGGUGAUAAUGAAAUUUGUUCAUUAUUUAUGAGGUUAAUGACUCACAGACUAACAAUGCCGAUUCUGAAUUUCAGUCUUAAGGCGAAUGGAAAUGAAGCCAAUUUCUGUCUGCUCUAGUUCCAGCGCUAAAAAGGAUUAAGAUCAUAUCAAAGUAAAUCUUGUAAAACAGAGCCAAGACCACUCCGUUUUAAGAUUUACCUUUGAGCAUGACUUUUAAAAACACCAUUUUAUUCACCAGUCUGUCAGCGAGUGCAUAGUUAAGUGGGUUAUAUGUUAUAAAUUGAGGGAUAAUUUCGGUAUUUUGGUUCAGGAAAAUGGUGCAACAGUGCUGUGGAGUAAUACUGGAUGGGGUUUCAGGUUUCCAAAUACUCUCAAGGUACUCGGGGUAUGGUUUGGUACCAGUUAAGUCUAAUUGGUGCAAGUUUAAAAGGACUAUUCUUUGUGGUUUUUCAUGUUGUAGCCCAUUACCUACAAUUUGUUUGAACAUUACUGCCAACUAUUCCUUGAAGCAAUUGAUUUUUAAUCUUUAAAAAACAGCCAUUGGCUUUGGUUGAUUCUAAUAUGAUAUGAAUAUCAGCUUAGAGAGACGUGAAAUGUUAAAAUUCGACCUGAUACCACUCCCCCAAGAAUGAAACUCUGACACAAUAUUACAGUUAUAACCCUUAAAGCAUGAAUAAUUAUGCUAAAAUAUGAAAAAACACCAGUAUAGUUCUUUAAAUCUCGGGUAUUACUGGUAACCUGUUAACUGUGGUGAGGUGAGACUGGGGUGUUGACGGUGGUAUUAUGUACUAUUGGGGUACUAUUAGGUACUAUUGGGGUACUGUCAGGUCAGGUUGUAUUAUUGUUCUCAGUGCUUGUCUCUUCUUCAGUCAGUGUGGUAGAUAAAAAUAAUACAAGCAUUCUCUAUGUUUUGUGCUCUGGCCCAUGUACACUACCGUGGUAUUGGUUGAUUGUAAAAUUCAGUACGUUAUUGAAGUAAAUGGAACCUGUGUGUGAUGCUGUUUAGGGUAUGGUUUGUCCUGUACUACUGAAAAUAUAAAAAUAAUAUUAAUAAUGAUUAUUUAUUAACUAGAAUGCACUCUUUGUUGGAAAUACUUUGUUUGACCACUCUUAAAGGAGCCGUCGGCACCAAAAUCAAUGUGAUCAUGCUGUCGUUUUGUUAGACUGAGGUUAUAAAAAGGUGAUGAUUUGUAGUAAUGCAGGUGCCAUCAGUUGUGUGGUUUCCAGUAUAAUACAUUGCAUGGAUGUUACAAUAUCCCCCCCCCAUAAUAUUGAUAAUAAAAUGUAACCCCCACCAUCGACCAACAAACAAGUAAACAUUGAUUUUGUAGCGUGCUGCCCCUUUAACAUGUUUCCUCUGAGUUGUUUCUUCCUGUUCUGAAGAUGUUUGACCUCUUCAGUGUAAAAAACGCCGUGUACAGAGAUGUGUGUCACUGUCUAUUACCUGAAUGUCUCUGGACUGCAGUCUGACCGUCACUCAAAUAAAAAAGAAAACAUGUUUUGGA